Molecule: messenger RNA, 1746 nt
Organism: Lolium perenne
Lineage: Eukaryota; Viridiplantae; Streptophyta; Magnoliopsida; Poales; Poaceae
Product: protein FAR1-RELATED SEQUENCE 5-like
Source: RefSeq, a predicted model, not a curated record
AUGGAUCUGGACCUAAAUGUUACACUGGAAGAUAUUGAAGAUCUUGAAGAUGUAGUUCAUCCAAAAGAAGCUCAAGGUGAUCUAGGACAUGUAGAAGUUGCUGCAGUUGAAGUUCACAUAUCUGGUGGCAACACAGGACCAUCAACAGAAACUGAUGUACUUACUGGAAUUACCCUAUCUAGCGAUGAUUCAGGUGGAGAAGAUGAAGUUCAGUCAACUCCAAGUAGCCAGCCAACUGUUGAGAAACCAUAUCCAGGGAUGAUGUUUGAUAGUUGGGAGCAAGCUAGACUGCAUUAUAAUCGGUAUGCUAAGCAUGUAGGCUUUUCAAUAAAGUCUAGUACAUCCAGAAACUCUACCAUUGAUAAGGAGAAAGACAAAUGCCUAUUUGUUUGCAACAAAAGUGGGAAGAACCCUGAUAUCAAUAGGCUGGAAGCUCCACCAGUGAAACAAUGCAAUCGUGCAAUACCUGUUAAGACUGACUGCAAGGCACAUCUGCGAGUGAAAAGAAGAGGCAAAAAGUGGCAUGUAACAAUGUUUAUAGAAGAGCACAAUCAUCCAUGUCUCAAGAAAUUUUCUUUGAAAAGGUUCUUGAGAUCUCACAGGGGAAUCCCAAAGGAAGAAAGAGACUUCAUCAGGCUACUUCACAAGGUCAACCUGUCAGCUGGAAGACUGAUGUCUAUUAUGGCAGAGUUGUAUGGCAAGCUUGCUAAUGUUCCCUAUGUUACAAAAGAUGUUAGCAACUUCAUGGCAACAAUUGAUGUGCCAGAAACUCAGCAAGACAUGUCACUGUUACUUGCAGAGUUUGAUAAGGUGAAAAAGGAUGAUCCGCAGUUCUUCUCCAAAAUAGAUGUUGAUCAUGAUCACCGAGUUCGGCGGAUUUUCUGGGUUGAUGGGCCAGCAAGAGCUGCAUACAAGCUUUACAGUGAUCGUUUGUCUUUUGACACUACCUACAUGACAAACAUGUACAACAUGCCCUUUGCGCCGUUCAUUGGGAUAAAUAGGUAUGGUCAAUCAAUUCAACUUGGUUGUGGGUUCCUAAAAAAUGAAAGGAUGGAAGAUUUUGUUUGGCUAUUUGAGACAUUUCUUGAGGCGAUGGAUGGUUUGCAUCCAACUAACAUCAUCACUGAUCAGGAUGGUGCAAUGAGGAGUGCCAUUUUGACAACUUUUCCAAAUUCAUGCCACAAGAAUUGUAGAUGGCACAUAAUGCAAAAUUUCCAACCUGUGCUAGGAAAUGACAUGGCUAAGAAUGAAGAUCUACGGAGAGAGUUCAAUGAGAUCAUUGACCAUAGCAUGACAGAGGAUGAAUUUGAAAGAAGGUGGGCAGAAAUGAUCAUCAAGUACAAUGUAGGGGACAAUACACAUUUGGCGGACGUCUAUGAUCUGAGAUCCAGUUUUGUCCCUGCUUACUUCAGGGAUAGGUUCUUCCCAUUCCUACAAACUACAGCGCGUAGCGAAGGGUUCAAUGCUGUUUUGAAAAGAUAUGUUAGACCACACAACAGCCUCGUGCAUUUCUUCAAACAGUACAUGAAACUACAAGAGAAAAUAGAUGUUGCAGAAGAAGGUAAUGAAUUCGAAAUGGAAGACAAGACUCUAAGGAUGUGGGGAGAUUGGCCACUUGAGAAACAAUCUAUACAGGUGUACACCAGGCCCAUCUACCUGCGUUUCAGGGCUGAGAUUCGUAAAGUUACAUCUUACAAUGCAAAUCUAGUUGAGGGGCAUCUGUUUGAUGUUGUUCCAAUAACAUGA